Molecule: messenger RNA, 1808 nt
Organism: Panicum hallii
Lineage: Eukaryota; Viridiplantae; Streptophyta; Magnoliopsida; Poales; Poaceae
Product: UDP-glycosyltransferase 88A1-like
Exons: 1
Coding region: 93-1532 (479 amino acids)
Molecular function (GO): UDP-glycosyltransferase activity
Source: RefSeq, a predicted model, not a curated record
CGCGCGCGCCUUUUUAAAGUGCCCAGCCACUCAGCCAGUGUCCAGCGCUUCGAGCCGCGCCUGCCAGAGCGCGCAGAUCUUGGGGAAACCAAAUGGAGGGCGCCGGCGCAGCUGCAGCCCGGCGGCGGCCGGUGGUGCUGUACCCGUCGCCGGGGAUGGGCCACCUGGUCUCCAUGAUCGAGCUCGGCAAGAUCCUCGGCGCGCGGGGCUUGCCCGUCACCAUCGUCGUCAUCGACCCGCCCUACGACGCGGGGGCCACGGGCCCCUUCCUCGCGGCCGUCUCCGCGGCCAACCCCUCCAUCUCCUUCCACCGCCUGCCCAAGGUGGAGAGACUUGUCCCCGUCAGGACCAAGCACCACGAGGGGCUCACCUUCGAGGCCAUCCGCGCCGCCAACCCGCGCCUCCGGGAGUUCCUGGACGCCGUGUCCCCGGCGCCGGCGGCCCUCGUCGUCGACUUCUUCUGCAGCGUCGCGCUCGGGGUCGCCAGGGACCUCGGCGUGCCGGGGUACUUCUUCUUCACCUCGGGCGCCGAGGUCCUGGCCUUCUUCCUGCAUCUCCCGGCGCUCCACGCGCGGGGCGCGGCGGACUUCCGGGACAUGGGGGAGGAGCCCGUGCGCGUGCCGGGCAUCCCGCCAUUCCCGGCGACGCACGCCAUCCUGCCGCUCAUGGAGCGCGACGACGCGGCCUACGAGGGCUUCCUCAACUCCAGCGCCGAGCUCUCCCGCUGCGACGGCGUCAUCGUCAACACGUUCCGCCUGCUCAAUCCGCGCGCCGUGGAGGCCGUGGUCGCGGGACGGUGCACGCCCCCCGGCCUCCCGACGGCGCCCGUCCACUGCAUCGGUCCGCUGAUCAAGUCGCAGGAGGUGCUAGGCAAGGGCGGUGAGGAGUGCCUGGCGUGGCUGGACGCGCAGCCGGAGGCGAGCGUGGUGUUCCUCUGCUUCGGCAGCAUCGGCCGGUUCAGCGCGGAGCAGAUCGGGGAGGUGGCGGUGGGGCUGGAGGCCAGCUGGCAGCGGUUCCUGUGGGUGGUCCGCGCCCCGCCCAGCGACGACCCGGCGAAGAAGUACGACAAGCCGCCGGAGCCGGACCUGGGCGCGCUCCUCCCGGAGGGGUUCCUGGCCCGGACCAAGGACAGGGGCCUCGUCGUCAGGUCGUGGGCGCCGCAGCGGGACGUGCUGGCGCACGCGGCCGUCGGCGGGUUCGUCACGCACUGCGGCUGGAACUCGGUGCUGGAGGCCGUGAUGGCGGGCGUGCCGAUGCUGGCGUGGCCGCUCUACGCGGAGCAGCGGAUGAACCGGGUGUUCCUGGAGGAGAUGCGGCUGGCCGUGGCCGUGGAAGGGUACGACAGCGGGAGCGGGCUCGUGGCGGCCGAGGAGGUCGCGGCCAAAGUGCGGUGGCUCAUGGACUCCGGCGGCGGGAGGGCGCUCCGGGAGCGCACGCUCGCGGUCAUGCGGCAGGCGCACGACGCCCUGCGCCAGGGCGGCGAGUCGGAGGCCGCACUGGCCGGGCUCGUGGACGAGUGGAGACGCGCUUGACGAUGACGAGGUAGAGGUGCGAGAUGACGCGGAUUCUGUAUUUCUGUCGGGGAUCAGAAUCAGAUGGGUCGGUUGACGGCGACGGGCGUUGGCGCGCACUCUUGUUCACCAGGACUGGUGGCUCAGCAGUCAGCGAUCAGACAGACGAUCACGAAAUGGUCGUCGCUGUGGCGUCGUGUGUGUGUUUUGGGGUCAAGAGUGUAGCGGCAGCAGACAUGGCUUUUCCUUCAUCUGGCUGUGGAAAUGAAUAAAUAUCGGGCAUAUUUUUUCUCUGAA